Messenger RNA from Malania oleifera, 2623 nucleotides. Its product is annotated as serine/threonine-protein kinase Nek2. The record is from RefSeq and is a predicted model, not a curated record. Gene Ontology annotation, molecular function: ATP binding; protein kinase activity. Bases 382 to 2274 code for a protein of 630 amino acids. The transcript has 15 exons. Gene Ontology annotation, biological process: protein phosphorylation. Lineage: Eukaryota; Viridiplantae; Streptophyta; Magnoliopsida; Santalales; Ximeniaceae.
CUGCUCCCAGACACACUCUUCAUUUUUCUACACCUCUUUCUCUGCUUUUCAUGACCUCAGAGUCUAUAGACCCUCUCUCUCUCUCUCUCUCUCUCUCUCUCUCCUCUGGCUUGUCUUAUAUAAGCUCUACUCUAUCUCUCUUCUGAGAUUUAUCUUCCUCAUCUUCUCUCUCUCUCUCUCUCUCUCUCUGUCCGAAUGCCAAUGGAGGAAGAUAUGCGGCGUCUCCUUCCAUCAUGGCUCUUCGUCGUCUUUUCUUUGCGAAUGUCGAAGUCGUUGUUCCUGUUGCGUAUCCCUUCUCUUCCAGACGUUUCGUGAUCUUGCGCUGCCGUGUUUUUGUUACUUUGAGGGCUGAACGCUGUAGGCCUAUACCCAGCAAGGUACAUGACCGGAUGCAACAUGGAACAAUAUGAAAUACUAGAGCAAGUUGGGAAAGGGGCUUUUGGCUCGGCUCUUCUUGUCAGGCAUAAGCAUGAAAAGAAAAAGUAUGUCUUGAAAAAGAUUCGUCUUGCCCGGCAGACUGAUAGGUGUCGUAGAUCUGCACACCAGGAGAUGGAGCUUAUUUCCAGAAUGCAGAAUCCAUUUAUUGUGGAGUACAAAGAUUCAUGGGUAGAAAAGGGUUGCUAUGUUUGCAUUGUCAUAGGUUAUUGUGAAGGAGGAGACAUGGCUGAAGCCAUUAAGAAAGCAAAAGGAGUUUAUUUCCCUGAAGAGAAACUCUGUAAGUGGCUAGUUCAACUCUUAAUGGCACUUGACUACCUGCACACAAAUCAUAUUCUUCACCGAGAUGUUAAGUGUUCAAAUAUAUUCUUGACAAAAGAUCAGGACAUACGUCUUGGUGAUUUUGGACUUGCUAAAAUGUUGUCUUCAGAUGAUCUUGCCUCCUCUGUUGUGGGUACCCCUAGCUACAUGUGUCCCGAGCUUCUUGCUGAUAUCCCUUAUGGUUCUAAAUCAGAUAUUUGGUCCUUGGGAUGCUGUAUGUAUGAAAUGACUGCUCAUAAGCCUGCAUUUAAAGCAUUUGAUAUGCAAGCACUGAUUAACAAAAUAAACAAGUCAAUUGUGGCUCCACUUCCAACCAAAUACUCUGCUGCAUUUCGUGGUCUUGUUAAAAGCAUGCUGCGGAAAAACCCUGAGCUUCGCCCAUGUGAAGCAGAGCUGCUCAGGCACCCACAUCUUCAGCCGUACGUUCUUAAGAUUCAUCUAAAAUCUAGUAGCCCUAUGCGUGAUAUUUUACCAGUUAACUGGUCUGAAUCCAAUUACACAAGGGUAACAAGAUUUGCAGAGCCAGAGGAUAUUGCUUUUACUGCAUACAGGGAAUCACGUCAAUCAUUCAGCAAUGAUCGAGUUCUGAAUCCAAGUGUAUCUGAAGCUGAGCAUGACUCUAUGUGUUCUACUGAUGCAAUGCAAAUUAUGCCCUGUUUCUUGGAUAAAAAACUAGCAAAAAUGUCUAUUGGAAGCAUUCAUGAAAAGACUCCCUCUGUUAAAAAAAUUGCUUCAAAAAUUUCGAAAGUUCGCACCCCUUCGAAAACUUCAAAUAUUGCUAAGACUCCGAAAAUGAGCCCCAAAAAAGCGUCAACCACUCCUAGGAGAUGGACAGAGCCAUCAAAGAAUUACAAAAUGGUUCCAGCUUCACGAAGUCCAGCAAAAAAAGUUUCCCCUCAAACUCGUAGAGCCUCUUUGCCAUUGCCAACAAGAGCUGCAAUUCAGGAGUCCUUUCAUAAGCCCCAAAGUGUUCUACUUCACCGCAUGAAAUCCCCAGAUGUUUCUGUCAAUACCCCUCGAAUUGACAGGAUAGCUGAAUUUCCAUUAGCUUCAUAUGAAGAUGCAUUUUUUCCUCCUCAUAGGACAUCGUCAAACUCUGCUCAAGUCUCUUCUACUUCACUACGAGGUGACUAUUCAAUAAUGAAGGACAAAUGCACAGUUCAGGUUUGUGAUAGGACCUGUGCCAAUGCUUGGCAGCGAAUUUGUGGUGCUGAGUUUCAAGUGGGUGAAGAUGAUGGAAGGGAUUGCUUUGAUCAAGAUGCAAUGGCAGGGGCCUCUUCAGAUUCCCAGCACCAACGAUUCAACACCUCAUCUUACAAGCAGCGGGCUGACGCUUUGGAAGGGCUGCUUGAAUUUAGUGCAAGGUUGCUGCAAGAUGCGCGGUUUGAGGAGCUAGGGGUGUUAUUGAAGCCUUUUGGGCCUGGGAAGGUUUCGCCCCGGGAAACUGCCAUAUGGCUGACCAAGAGCUUCAAAGAGAACACAGCGAAACAGGAAGAACAAAUACCGAUGAAUGUUUGAUACGCACUGUAAUUGUUUCUGUAACAAUUCCUAUAGAGUUGAGGUUUUUGUUGAGUAAAAAGGAGCUAGGUGGAGGCUGAUGCUUAGGUUGUAAUUAGAUCUUCAUGCCUCUUUUAACAGUUGUCUCUCUCUUGUAUCAAUUUUUAUCAUUUUUCAUCUCAGAUGGGAUUUUGUUUUGUAUUCAAAAGUACAGAACAUGAGCUAGAGAAGUGCCAAUUUCAGAUGAAUUUUAGGUGCCGAAUCAGACUCUUAGCAGGUUAUAUAAUUAGAAAUAGGCCAUCCGUUAGACACAUUUGUAUUCUUUAAGUUUUCCCUUCUAAUUUUAUUCCCCACAUGUUAUUGGUCGCCA